UCCUCCGUCCACUCAGUACUCUCUCGCAUCUCGUGCCGAGAGGAAUCGAAGGGUUCGAAUUCGUGAAAUUCAACCUUUUUCGUUUGAAUCCAUCCCCCUCCUUGCCGGAUAGUCGGGUUAGGGAAGGAAUCGUAGCAAUAAGUGGCUGGUGGUGGAUGGUGGUGAUAGUUUUCAUUUUAACUAUGGUGAAUUUUCACGGAGACACACCCCCGGAGAAGACGUGACAUAUCGGGGAUGAAAGGACGACCGAUUAUUAGGUUGGAUGGAUUUAAGUCCCGCAGGAAGGGCGCGUUUUUUAGGGAGGAUUGGGUGAAUUGAUGGCGAUGAUAGGGGCCAAUCUGAGGUUCGGAAUCGGCGCAUCCGGUAACGUGUCGUCGAACGCGACCAAGGUAUUUCAGUGUCAUCCAGGUGGAGCGACCGAAGCGACGCUGAUAUUCAGCCUGGGUGCCCUCGGGAUGGGUGCUAACUUUCUAUUGAUGGCAUUGAUCCUAACCAAACGGCAGUUACGAAGAUGGUCCCAAGGAUUGCUGUUCCACCAAGCGAUGGUCGACUGUGCUAGAGCCGCGAUUUUAUUACCUCUUGGCUCCAGUAUACUGAACUGUCAACCGAUGACUAAAUGUUCUCUGGUCGAGACAGCGUUUCUACUGUUGGUGACAGUGUCGACGGUGAACAUGUUGACGACGGUGUUAAACGACAGCCCAAUCUUCCCGGAAACCGACGAGGAGGCUGAUCUCACAGCCCCACUGCUUAUGGACUCGCCACAGUGCGUGUUAUUCGGCACGUUUAUGAUAUGGUUCGCGAGCAUCACGAUUAAUCUGGGUCCGACAUUUCUAAGUGGUGCUCUGGCUGCGAACACGGAAUCAGGACACAAUGCUCCGAGUUGUCCUCUGGUACACGGUCCUUUCCGUCAUUACAUAUUGAACGUGCUGUGGAUCGCUAUCAACAUGAUCUGCGUCGCUCUCACCCUCAUACAUCUUCGAAAAUUGCACAAAGAUCUGACGAAGGCGAACGUUGAAGCUGUAAAGGUAGCGCUGUUAACGAUUCUCGUGAAUACCACGGGAAAUCAACAGACGAACGCGGUUUCUGAAAAUUCUACGUCUGCCAACGGCACGCCUAAGAGAAGCGGAGCAGCGGAGGAGCACCGGAAAAUGAGAAACUACUUGAAGAGAAUGGAACGGGAGGGUGUUCAGAGGGUGAAAAUGUUUCUGGUGAUAACGGCCGCGUACGGUAUCUUUUGGGGACCAUUGUUCUUCGUCACUUUGGUGGAUCAUCCUAGCAUUGGAAAUCCUACAGGAUACGAGGUGACAUUACAUAUCGCGUACGUCCACGCAUUCGUGAACCCGGUGUUGUUUCUGAGCCUUCAUCGAGGACUUAGACAGGGAUUGUCAGAAUCUUUCUGCGGAUGUUGCGAGGUGAUCGCUAGCUGGAUUCUGGGUCCAAGUAUGCCCAUAGAGAAUAUACAACCUCCACGAUACCAGGAACCCAUCGAUGCCGUACCAUCGCCACCGGAACCGCCAUUGCCACCAGCUACCACAUGCCCUGACCUCACCGACGUCGCUCUUCUGAAACCACCCUUACCGCCCACUGGCAAACACUUACUGGACGACACCGUGAUCGUACCACCGGAUCCAUGGACCCUGGUAUCAAGAUCGAAAAGCACAUCAAGCGUUUACAAUGAAGAUGUUAGUAGAAGAUCGAGCAUUUUGAUACCACCACCGUUGACGAUGAACGAUACGAAAGUAAAUGUCAGUCCAACUAGCAGCGAUUUACCUAGCGAAUGAACCUUUCAUUUGUUAUAUUUUUCUCAAAAAAGGAUAAAACAUUUCUAUUCGAUACAAAUGAUAUUCCAUUAAAUCUUUAACAUUCUCAAAGUAAUCACUGUUUUAAUUGAUUUAAUUAGAUGUGACGAUUACGGGUAAUACUAAUAUUCCUUUGAUCGAACUUUUUGUUGCAGUCGAUGAAGAGAUUUUUUGUAUACAAUAGUGAGAGUCGAAAGUCGGUACACGGUUCGCAGGUGUGAAUUUUCAACGUCGACAGCACAUCCGUAUGAGGCGAGCAUUUUAAUGGAAAGUUGAUUAUAUGAAAUAACCAUUAAUAAGAAUAAAUUUUCUUAUUUAUGUUAACCCUUUCAGUGGUAGGACUGUUAUGGUUUAGGGCAGGUCUGUGUAACCUGCGGCCCGCGGGCCACUCGUGGCUCCUUCCCACACCACACAGCUCCUUCCCCCACCACGCAGCGCCUUUCCCCACCACGCAGCGCCUUCCCCCCGACGCAGUUCCUUCUCCCACUACGCAGCGCCUUCCCCCACCAAUAACGCGCUCGCGCUCAGCUCUCCCCACUCUUCCAAUGUUUGACGCGUAUUCCUAGUCCUAUCUGCUAGAAACCGCUGCCCCACUACUGACACUACUGGGUAGUGGGGAAAGUCUGAAGCUGUAAGAGUGGGAGCAGUGGCCUAGCAGUCAUACAGGCCUGGUUUUGGGUAAGCGUAAAGAAAGUGUUGGAGGAAAAGCCAAGGAGAGACUUGAGAGAGCCUACCACCAAAAGGGUUGAUAAUAAAAAGGAUUCAUGGAACAAUACUUUUUGAAAUGUGUCUUAAAUGUUAUAUAAACAUAUUAAUUAACUGUUAUCAAUGGAUAAAGGUGGACCUAAUACAUAUACAUAUGUUAUAAGAAAAAAAGUGAAUAAAUUAAUUGAAACGUUAUUUGCUUUUAAUUUUUUUCUUUCUCUUAUGAAGCAUGACCCCCGUAUGCUGACUUUUAACUCUCAUUAAAAAAUACAAAAAAAUAAAUAAAUAAUAUUCGGUGCAAACAAAGGGUUUAAUCUGAAACGAGUGAUUUCUCUUACAAAAUUCACUUUCAAACAUCUUUCUCCAAAAGUAAAAAGGAGAAAUGUUGCCAAAAGAAAAGAAUAUUCAAUGAUUGCCAAAGCACAAAAGCAAGAAGAAGUUGCUCGGGUAAUUGCGUGCCAACAUUAAAGAAAUUUUCAUGUAAAACUUCGCUUUUAGAUAUUUUGUCUAUUUAGGCGAUGCCAGUAACGGCACGAGAAUAGUAGAAAGGUCAGAAAGUCAUCGACAAUGAUAGUUCCUUUAAUGUGAAUCGAAACAACAUUAGGUGCACCAAUUAGCUUUAAACGAUUAAUUAGAGUAAAUUAGAUAGUCUGCACCUUCGAAUGAGCUUUCCACUUAAAUGGGGACUCAAGUGAUCGAGAUUUUCCCUCGAUUCUAAUUACUAUAUUAUUUACCGGUACUGUUAUUCGUAUUAUUAAUCGUUAUUAUACACUCAUUAUACAAAAAUAUAUAUACAUAAAUGCGAGCACAUAUGUACAUGUACAGGGAGUUGGAAGAAUUGAAUUAAUCAGAGUGAAAAGGAUUUGUAAUCGAUGCCUGACUAGGACUAGAAUUUUGUUUAUAAUUUUCUUCCUAAUUCCUUUUACAGGAUAUAAGGUGGAUCUCAUUUGCAUUGUACGAAUUAAUUAUACCAGGUGUCUCAUAAUUCCUGUAACUCCCGGAAAUGGUAGGUUGCUAGGGUGAUUCUGAACAACUUUUUCCUUUACCAAAAUGUUGCUUGAAGCUUCGUUCUUGAAUUAUUAACGAAAAACACCGGCCAAUCAGAGCGUGCGUAGCGCGCGGGCGCAGGAGUCGAGGCUGCCGUCCCUGGCCCCGCGCGCUACGCGCGCUAUCAUUGGCCGGGGGUUUUUCCUGAAUAAUUCAAAAACAAAGCUUCGACCAACAGUUUGCCACAGAAAAAAAUUGUUGAGAAUCACUUCAGCAACCUCCCAUUUCUAGGUGUUCCAGGAAUUAUGAGACACCCUGUAUAAUGCAGCGUUGGAAAUUAAGUGCUCUUUGUGGCCAGUUUUUCUUUCCUCCCAUCGCUCGCUGUGCCCUAUGCUGAGAGCCUUAGUCCGCGAGGCACCUCAGACGCGUACCGUAUGAAUCGUACCCCAUGGGUGAUGUGGAAACCUAUUGAUACGAGUGUAGCCCCAAUGCGCCCUGAAAAAUUCAGACGACACGCUCCUGAGGUGCCUCGAGGACUAGGGUCCCCGCGCGGGACACGGCGAGUGGUGGGAGAAAAGGGGCGUGGCCGCUGAAAACUGGCCGAACGCUGAUAUAAUGCCAAGAAUCUGUAAUAUAUCCAGCUAUCACUAUCAAUAAUUUUAAUUAUUAUUAAAGGAGUGAAAAUGAUAGCGGUAACAGAAAUGAAAAAUAUUAAAAUAAAAUUUAACGACCACCCUGUAUAUGUGUAUGUGUACCUAAUAUAUACUUAUACAUAUAUAUAUUUUCUAUGCAAAACUUUAGGGAUUUCCGGACGUGCAUUUUCUAAUAUACUUUAACAAGAAAUACAUGUUUCGAUGCACGAGCACUUUGUCUAAAUGUUUUGAAUUAGUUUAUAUCGAAUCUUUUGAGAGAAAAAUGUUUAACAAACGUAGCAUGUAUCUUUACUUGAAUUAGUUAAAAUUAAAAAUGGUAAUGAAAUUUGUAAAAAAAGAAAAAGGUAAAAGAAAUAUUAAACAGAAAUGAUUCGAUAUCGUUUCAAGUUUUACAUACAAUUUUGAUGGAUAUUUAAUUUGGAGGAAUAUACUAAUUACCUUGAAUUUUUUUAACUUUGUUAAAUGCGUUUUGUAUUUCUAAUAAAUAGUUUAAAUGUAAAACACAAGUUUAUCAUUUUUCAAAAAACCCAUGUGUCCUCCUGUAACGAGUACCCCCCUCGGUAAAUAAGAAAUUAAGUCCGGAAAAUCCCUGAAACAAUGUCAAUUUCUAUCGAAAGACUAGAGUUAAAUGGAUGUUAGCCAAACGAUGGUAGAAUUAAGGAUACCGAUUUAAGUUCAUUAAUAAAUGGUGCCUGGCGGAUUGAAUAUAGUCAUUACACGAAGAUCGUCCGACAAACUAAUUAAAAUAUUUGUAUUGCUGAUUAUACAAGGAUUACUUGCGUUUAUAAAAUUAUAAAUCAAUGUCAUUUAAUGUGUAAAUAAAUGAUAGAUUAUCUUUGACAGCA
This is a messenger RNA of Osmia lignaria (orchard mason bee), 4989 nucleotides long. RefSeq lists its product as uncharacterized. Gene Ontology annotation, biological process: G protein-coupled receptor signaling pathway; cellular response to hormone stimulus. The record is from RefSeq and is a predicted model, not a curated record. Lineage: Eukaryota; Metazoa; Arthropoda; Insecta; Hymenoptera; Megachilidae. Gene Ontology annotation, molecular function: peptide binding; G protein-coupled receptor activity. Gene Ontology annotation, cellular component: plasma membrane.